AUGCAAAUUGGAGCAUGUGAGAAGACCUAUUAUAGGGCCGUGAGUGUGGUCAUGGAUAAGGAAGAGCAGAACUAUUGUCCAAAGGAGUUCAUCGACAUCCUCACUCCAGCUGGGCUUCCUCCACAUGAAUCUAUAAUCUCCCCUCACUUUAAAGCGUGGCCUGAAAACAAGUCGAGGAAUCUGUACAUCAAUAUGAGCGGAAUUCCAUGUCUCUUGUUUGCACUGAUCCUAUUAACCGAGCACGGGUCUGGAAACGCACUCGAAAGCACUCCCAUCCAUGGAGGGGAUAUUAGAGGCAACUUGGAAGAAAUGGUGUUAGUUCUGUGGAAUGAGAGGGAAAGCCUCAGGGACGACUACAAAAAAUUGAAGAAUGACUUUGAAAACAUGAAAAAGGAGCACGAAGACCUCAAGUCUAGCUUCCUGGAACAUCUCUGGGAAAGAGACCAAUUUCAACUUCAACUCAACACAACAGAAGGAAGACUCCAAUAUCUGGAAGCUAUUAGUCUGCAAAUAACUCCCCGAACGUGUCAGACGCUGGCAGACUUGGGGGUGACACGGACAGGAGAAUACUUCGUAGAUCCUGACGGAGUCAGGAUCGGCGAUGCACCCAUCAAAGUGCUCUGUGAUAUGGAGACAGAUCCAGUGUCCACGAUUGUCCUCCAUGAUUCGAUGGAAAACACUGCGAUCGAUCGAUGUCCUCAUCCUGGAUGCUACAAUCGCAGCUUAAGAUAUGAUUCGUCGAUGAAACAGAUGGUGGCAUUGAUCCAGCAAUCGCAGUCGUGCGAACAGCAUAUCACAUAUGACUGUUUUUCCUCGGCCCUCACAACUGGAGUCAUACACUAUGCAUGGUGGGUGGACCGUCACGGCGAACCACAAUACUACUGGGACGGGUCAAAAGCAGGACAGCACAAAUGCAACUGCGGUCUCUCUGGCAACUGCACAGAUACAAACUUCCCUUGCAACUGUGAUGCAAACACCCCCCAUUGGGAAUCAGACAAAGGAGCAAUAACGAAUGCAACAGCAUUACCCAUAACCGAGUUGCGCUUCGGUGGACUACAAUUGGAGGGGCAGAAAGCGAAUUACACAUUGGGUGGAUUGACUUGCAAAGGCAAGAUUCCGUCCCCGGAAAAUCCAGCACAAUCCUGUUCAACUCUUCGCCAAGCUGGAAACGGUCAUCCUGGUUAUUACAUGAUCGACUCCAAGAAAAUUCGCUUGGAUAUUGUUAUGUGCCGGAUGGAUUUGGAGGAGACAGACCAGAAGUUUCAGGUGGAGACUAGUGUACAUAUUGCAGAAGAAAGUACCGCUUCUCUCUUAGAUGUCCAAUCAACUACCUUUCAUCUGCUGAAACAAGAUGCGAUACUGUGGCCUCUUGCUGGAACUGGGAAGGAUGUAGUAAAGGCGAUGAACGCGGUGGAUUGCGGCUCCAUUUGCCAUUCCCUUCGAAUAUUUUGCGAUGCCUUCAACUGGUAUCCUAGAAAUUUCACCUGUGAGAUCGUGAACACUCAAAGCGCUACGUUACAAGAUGCCCCUGGUGCGAUGGUCUAUGUCAGUGCAUCCAAUGUUUGCCAGACGCCUCCUCCUUCGAUGGUGAAUCGAACGAUGAAUUUCUCGCACGGAUGGAACGGCAGACUCCCGGCGCACUUGCUCUCCGAAGUCUCGUAUGAUUGCCUGCGGCAUACCCGUUGUCCACCUCCUCUCCCCCUCAAGGCCAAAUGCUUCGGCUCCGACACCUGGGAAAUCCUGAAUCUGAACGUCACGCCGCCUUGCCCGGGAAGCGUUCCUCUGGCAAAAGGUUACAAGUUGUUUCAAGAAGACGGUCGGUUUUAUAAGAGAUACUCGGAGCGACUGAACUGGACCGAGGCGAGUCAGGUCUGCUGCCUGGAUGGAGCCCGACUCGCUUCCGACACGAGCCCCACAGUCUACAAUGCAAUCAGAAGUGUUGCCACCAACACCGAUACGUGGAUCUGGCAAGGCGCCACCGACGAACUCGUGGAGGGCACGUGGAUAUACGAAGAACCAAUCGCACUUGAAUGGAGGCCGAGGAGGAAGAAACCAGAUGGCGCUGACUUCCAAAUCGCCCUUCAUGCUGCACUCGCCUGUCGCAACAUCAACUGGCUGGCCUUUCUCGUUGCCAACCCUGGCAAGGAGAAAGGCCAGUCGGGAGGAGAGCAGAGCAGAAGCCAGGUAAUUGAUUUCCCGGUUCUGGGAAUUCCUGGCCUUGAGUUUCGCUAUGUCCCGGGCUGA
Messenger RNA from Darwinula stevensoni, 2244 nucleotides. Lineage: Eukaryota; Metazoa; Arthropoda; Ostracoda; Podocopida; Darwinulidae. The record is from the annotation of a GenBank genome assembly.